Anopheles cruzii is the source of this 657-nucleotide messenger RNA. RefSeq lists its product as uncharacterized. Bases 190 to 426 code for a protein of 78 amino acids. The transcript has 4 exons. The record is from RefSeq and is a predicted model, not a curated record. Lineage: Eukaryota; Metazoa; Arthropoda; Insecta; Diptera; Culicidae.
GUGGGAAGUCUUGCGAGCCGGAGCUAGUAGCGGAGCCGCACGUAGUUUUCGAAAGCGCCCAAUUGGUGACCUUUCUGUUGUUGAACACGAAAACUUCAAUCCAAACAGCUUCAACAGUUGUCGUGCAUACACUUUGGAUAGAGUGCGUUAGAAAUAUACAUUAGUGCCAAAUAGACGAUACACAGGAAAAUGAAGCACCGUUGUAUAGCGUGGUGCUUUACGAUUGUUGUCGUGCUGGCCAUUGCUUUGAUACCAGCUGCAGAAUCGACAUUACAACCGAAAGCACCAAAUUUCCAAUAUUUUGAAAGACCAAAGUACCGGUAUCCUUAUUACGAUGAAAAUGGCAAAGGAAAGCUCUUGUACGGUUACGGAGGACCGGAGUUGUACCAAUACAAAAGCUUCUCACCGCUGGAUGGCAUACACUAGGAGUCUACUGAAAGAAACGUUGAGCCGAAAAGCGAUGUCGUGUUAUCAAGUUGAUUAAAUCCUGUUGUCUGUUUCCCAAAGUCGCUUAGUUCACAUCACGUUAUUUGUAGUCAUCAUACGUUGUAAGAGUCGUGAAUAGGUCAUCCGACGGUUCAAACUAGCAUAAAUGGCCGGAUAGCAGCAAUUUUCAAAGACUUCAUGAUAAUUAUUAGUGUGCAAAGAAAAGCUGCA